GCGCCGCGGAGAUGGAGCUGAGGGAGCCGGCGGGGCUGCUGUGGGGCUGAGCUGCCAAGGGAGGGCGAGAGGAAGGAAGGGCGGAAGGAAGGAAGGGCGGGAAUUUCACGGUGGCGGCCUGCGGUGUUGCGGCCUCUUCCUCGGCCGGAGGAGGGGUGGGCUUCGAGGAACGGCAGCGGCUGCAGCUGGGCUGGUCCCGGGGCCCGGCCAGGGGCGGAGGCGGGAAAGCGAGAGGAUGAUGCGCCCGGCGCGGCGGCGCUGCUGCAGCCGAAGCCGCCCGAGAUCCGCUCCGCGACCAGCCUGGGCCACUCGCUAGUCAGGGCUGGAGGCGGCGCAGGACUGCCAGGGCCCCGCGGCCGAAGAGGGGCGGCUGGAGGGAGAGCGCCUGCCGCCCAGGCUUCAGCCCGGGAGCGGCGGCGGCGUGGCCAUGCCGUGGCUGAGUGGAGGACGCCGGCGGCGACGGCAGCAGCAACAGCAGCAGCAGCAGGCGGCGACGAUGGGACAAGGGACAGGGCAGCCGGCAGUCGUGUCAGCAGCAGGCGGCGGCGGCGGGCUGCGGGGCCGGGAGAGCUCGGAACUACCUCUGCCCGCGGGCUGGGAAGAGGCGAGGGACUACGACGGGCGCGUCUUCUACAUCGACCACAAUACGCGGCAGACUUCGUGGAUCGACCCGCGGGACAGGAUUACGAAGCCUUUAACUUUUGCUGACUGUGUAGGCGAUGAGCUGCCUUUAGGAUGGGAAACUGUUUAUGAUCAACAAAUUGGUAUUUAUUACAUGGACCAUAUCAAUCAACUCACACAAAUUGAGGAUCCAAGAGAGCAGUGGAGAAGAGAGCAGGAGCGCAUGUUAAAAGAAUAUUUAAUUGUUGCCCAGGAGGCACUUAAUGCCAAAAAGGAAAUUUACCAAAUUAAGCAGCAGCGUUUUGAGCUAGCACAGGAAGAAUACCAGCAGCUUCAUAAAUUGUGUGAAGAUGACAGUCGCUCUUAUACAAGUACAUUCUCUGGAUUUUCAACCAAUACCAAAUAUGACCCAUACCAGAUUAAAGCAGAAAUAGCAAGUCGACGUGACAGACUUUCUAGAUUAAAGCGAGAAUUGGCACAGAUGAAGCAAGAGCUACAGUACAAAGAGAAAGGCGUGGAGACAUUGCAAGAGAUUGAUCGUAAGAUAUCAAAUGCCCAUAUGAAAUAUAAACUGGACGAAGCCCAAGCAAUAAUGAAUGAACUCCGAACCAUCAGAAAGGCUAUUUGUAUGGGUGAGAGAGAGAGACAAGACUUAAUGCAGAGUCUGGCCAAGCUGACAGAGGGAUUCAGGAAUAGUUGUUGUAUUGCAGAAUCUCUGCAGGAUCUUCAGUAUAAUUCUAGCUCACACAGUGACUCCUGUUUACCUCAACAACAAUGUGAUGCUUGUUCUCAAACUGACAUCAUUGGGGAGUUUGGAUUUGAUGAUAAAACAAGGCUUGGUGAUGGAGAAAGACUGGCCCUGCAAUAUGAAGAGGCCCAAAGGAGAGUUUCCAAUAUACAGCAACAACUGGCCCUGUUAGAUAAUGAAUCCUGGCCAGGGAUGGUAGAGGCAGACAGGGAUCGUCUUCAGCUCAUCAAAGAGAAAGAGGCUCUCCUACAAGAUCUGCAGCUCAUCAGUCAGCAGCGGCGGUCACCCGAAGACAUUGAACGUUUGGAGGAUGAAAAAAGGCGUUUGGAGGAUGAGAUCCAGCAGGCUAGGGCCAGCUCUUCUCAUGGUGCUGCUGAAAGGAUACUAUUACAAGAGAAGACUAAUUGUCUGCUCAUGCAGCUGGAAGAAGCAACUCGUUUAAGUUCCUAUUUAAAGUCCCAGUUGAAAAGCUUGUCUGCCAGUACCCUGACAAUAUCUUCUAGCGGCAGCAGAGGGUCAUUGGCAUCCAGCCGUGGAUCGUUGGCUUCCAGCAGGGGCUCUCUUAGCUCUGUCAGCUUCACAGAUAUCUAUGGUCUUCCUCAAUAUGACAAAUCAGACAGUGUUAUUGACUAUGGGCAGCCCAUAAGAUUUGAUAUAGUUCCAUUUGAUUGUCCCAGUAAAGACAUACAGUAUGUUGACUCCAUUGGACCUUCUAGUUUCAGUAAACAGAGAAGAUCUUUGGAUACACCUCUGUCACUGGCAUCCCUGUCAUCACGGUCGUCUCUAUCCUCAUUAUCUCCUCCAAGCUCCCCCCUGGACACUCCCUUCCUCCCAGCUUCUCAAGAUUCCCCAUUAACCCAGAAGUCAGAAGGAUAUGAGGAAAUGAUGGGCACAGGCACCUUAGAAGUGCUUCGAGCUCAUGCUUCUGUUUUGGGUGAAGACAAAUCACAAGAAACAUCUAAGGCUCAUGAUUAUUUCCCAGACAGUGAAGGACUGCAACCGGCAAAUAUUCCAACCUCUGGAGUUGUGACUCUGCGUGAAGACAGUGCUAGAAGGUUGGAGAGGAGAGCCAGGCGAGUCUCAGCAUGUCUGUCCAAUUAUUCACUGGCUAGUGACAGUGGCGUGUUUGAAGCUUUAAGCAAAAGGCAUGAGGAUGUUGAAGAAUCAUUGUACAGUGAUGUAGUCAAUGAAGAGCCCAAAAUACAGGUUGGAUUUCUGCAUGACAGCGGAAAGGAGUGCCUGCUGGUUCAUGUGCUACAACUAAUGAAUUUUACUGGUCUUGCUGUGAAAGAAGGCUGUAAAAUACAUGUGAGAAUAUAUUUACCAUCUCUUGAGUCUGGCACUCCGACCACUUAUUGUUCUAGAGCUUUGGAAUUCCAGACUCCCUUAAUAUUUAAUGAAGUCUUCCAGAUCCCUGUGCAUUCAAGUAUCCUGAAGCUGAAAUCACUACAGCUUUAUAUCUGUUUGGUUGGCCAGCAGCAAGAAGAAGAAUUGUUGGGCAUUGCUCAGAUUAGCCUAGCUGGCUACGAGAGUUCAAAUGAGAUGCAGCUUAACUGGUACCCUAUUCAGAUCUUCAGUCGCUCAGAUUAUCAGCUGACUAAGGACAAUGCCAAGUGUGAAGAAAGUGCUUCUCAGUGUUCUGAAAACAAAACUACAGUGAAAAUGGAUGCUGUGACUGCCCUAUUAGCUAAGACCAAAGCUCAACUGAAGGCUGUAGAAAGAGAACUAGCAAAGGAGACAGUGAAACUGGAAUACACAGAAGAUGAAUUAGUAGAGAUGGAACAAAAAGAAGAUCAGGUGGAAGCUGUGUCAGAGAGGAGUUGGCAAGCAGAAUCAGUGGACAGUGGAUGUAGUAAUUGCACACAGAUCAGUCCUCAUUACCCAGAGGCUUAUUGUGGAGAAACACUACAUAUGUUUGUAGCUCAGACAGAUGAGUAUACCUCUGGAAAAGUCCAGCCUUCUCCUCUAAAGGUGGAUAAGGAGACCAACACAGAAGAUCUCUUCCCCGAAGAAAUGGCUUUGCUUCACAAAAGCAGAACAAGCCGUCGAUCCAGAGGGUCUGCAUUUGUUCGCAGUAGCACUAUUGUUCGCUCACAGACAUUCUCUCCUGGUGCACGAAGUCAAUAUGUUUGUCGACUGUAUCGUAGUGACAGUGAUAGUUCGACCCUGCCAAGAAAGUCACCCUUCAUCCGAAAUACUUUGGAAAGGCGAACACUGCGUUAUAAGCAGUCCUGUAGGUCAUCGUUGGCUGACCUCAUGGAAAGGACAUCACUAGACCUGGAGCUGGAUCUCCAGGCCAUCAGAACAAAGCAGAGACAGCUGAAUGAGGAUAUAUGCACUCUGAGAGAGUUGCAGCAACGCCUGGAGGAUGCACAGUGUAGAGGGCAGACUGAUCUGCCUCAUUGGGUCCUUCGGGAUGAACGAUUCCGAAACUUGCUGAAGGAAGCAGAGAGGCAGACAAGACAGACCAAAUUUGAACAUCGUCAACAACAAGCAGCUGAAAAAUUGCUCAAGAAAGCAUCCAAGGAAGUGUACCAAUUACGUGGUCAAAACCAGAAGGAGCCUAUUCAGGUGCAGACCUUCCGGGAGAAGAUGGCAUUUUUUACAAGGCCAAGGAUCAACAUACCUCCUCUGCCAGCUGAUGAUGUAUGACAUGUUACUUUGUAAACAUGAAGUAUUUCUCUGCUUGUUCUUAUUUUUAAAAUGAAGUUACUAGACUAGUUAAGUUUAUUUUGUAAAAUUGUUGUGCAAAGACUAUUAAUAUACACAUUUUGUAAAAAAAAAAGUUAAAAGUACACAAAAACAUAUAUAUAAAUAUAUACAUAAAUAUAUUAUAAUAGUGACCGCAGCAAGGCUUGGUUUUUCCUUGUUGUGAAAUUGACAUCUCUGAUGACAACUUAUUUUAUAUUAAAAAAAUCAGCUAUCCUGUUAGAGCGUGUACAGUUUUUAUGCAAUUUUAUUUGACUUAAAAGGCUGGAAGACAGAAACAAAGUGAGUUCAGGCAAAUUCACUGUAUUGUAAUUUAUUUAUAGUAACAUUUUCCUUGAAGGAAAAUAUCUACUUUAAGAUGUAUUUUAAAGACUGAAAUUUUGUUACUCAGUAUUUGUCAUACAGUAGAAUGGAACCAUUGAGCUGGUUUUGUUUCUGAUAGCUGAAAUGAAAAUACGAUGUUCUAAAUUUGUCACUUUUUAAUCAGCUUUGCUAUAACAUGUAUCUUUGGCAAUGUCUGAAAUCAAAAUAUCACCUGCAAUGUUUUUUUUUUAAAAAUCCAUUAAAAUACCAUUAAACAUUGCAUGGUGCACCUGCAUUUCCUUAUUGUGCAUUAGUAGAUUGUGCUUAUUUCAGUGGUGUCAAAUAUUUUUUAUGACUGACAUUUUUUUUCUGUUUAACGAGGGAACGAACAAGGUGACAGGUCUCUAGUUAGCUGUUUUAGGAAAGGGCUUUUUGAGCUCACUGUAUUAAUAGGUAAUAGAGUAUUAAUAGGGUUUUUUAUGCAUAUGUAACAAAAAUCAUUUAGGUCCGGAUUCAGGAAAUCAUCCCAUAUCACAGAACUACUCAUUUCUUGAGAGUUCGUCAUAGCUGUUACAUUCCAAACUUUAUUAUCUUCACUAGAAUACCUCUUUCUUAAAGUAUGUUUUUUAAAAAAACUGAUUUUGCCUCUGAUGCUUAAUCCAGUGCCCCAGUGAGGUGGGACUUGUUUUAUAUAGUGUGGAAUAUGAUACAACUUAAACAGCAGCUUGUUUGGAGAAGCACAGUAAAAAGUAAUGUGGCUUUUGGCUGUGUCUUAGCUGAAGUCAGAAUGUUGUCCACUCUACAGAAUAAUCCAGAUUUUGUACCUGCCCUUUUCAGUUUCUGCGCUUUAGCAGAAAAUCGUCUGUAUAUUUUCAGUUUUUUUCUGAUUACGUCUCGGUUACUAGAAAUCCACUUGAGUUUUUUGGUUUGCUUGAGAUGAAAGCCAGGGCUUUUCAGGAUUCCACAUCUGCUGCUAUGCAAAUUCAACUGUGUGGAAUAUUCUUACAAAUUUACAAGUAUAAACCAAAAUGCUAGAGAUGAAUUUAUUUUUAAAACUUGUUGAUAAUUCUUUCAUUUGUUCAGUUUCUGUUUAUUUCUACUCUUUGUUUUUCUUCUAUGUCACUCAUCAUUUUACACUGUAAUCCUAACUUCCACUGUACUUGCAACAUUUUUGGCCUUAUAUACAUUGCCAUUUUUGGCCUUAUAUUGCCAUUUUUGGCCUUAUAUACAUUGCCAUUUUUCUAGCACUAAUAAUGGAUUAAUCUCCUUGAAUAGUGCAUGGUCUGGAACAGAACUGAGAGUUACACUGAUUGGUUUGUCUCUGGUCAUGCAGCUCUAAAAACAUAAGGACACGCGUCUUCUGAAGAGGGGGCAAUGAUUUCUGCUUCUUUCCUACCUCCAGGGUAGACCUUCACUUUGUCCCUGUGGCGUUCCUGAAGGUUAUCCAAAACAAAAGUGGUGGUGGUGGGGUUCAGGGAACUGCAACAGAAAGAGGGAGCAGAAAAGUCCACAGAUGAUUGGAUACACACUGCUGCUAUAGUUCCUUUAAAAUUGGUAAAAUGGCAAUAUAUAUAUACUAAAAUCCAGUUGUUAAAUUUCACCUUAGAUCUGUUCUUCAGUUGGGCUCUAUAGAAUUGAAAGAAAAAGUUCCUUAGCCUUUAGAACAAUUGCUUGUACUUUCUGUUAAAGUUUAUUAACAUUGAACUGUCACCUUUAAAUUCCUGAAAGCGCCACUUUUUUGCAUCUUGCAAGUGUAUGAAAAUGUUAUGCUAUUUUAUUCAGCUUCAAGUUUCCAAAGAAUUGUGUCCAGAAAAGCAAGCCUUUUUUUAGUAAAAUCUAUACAGUUUUUAUAUAGGACAUCAUCAAGUCAAACUUUCGGUUUUACUCACAAUCUCAGAAUGCCUUAAGAAGGCCUGAUACCAAAGAAAGUCAUCAUUAUGUUAGAAACAAAUCUAUAUUCCCUGCAGUAUUUGGAAUACAAAUAUUGUGUUAAUGUUAUGCAAACCAUUAAAACUUCCAUUUUCAGUUUGGUGAUAGUGAUUAAGCAGCAUAUACUGCAAAUAAUUAUAAUUCAGAUAAUGUCUGAAUAUGUUAACAUGAAAUUUUGGUUAUGUGAAUCACAUCUCUGUUUUCAACUGAUUAAAAAAACUUACACGUAAUCAUAACUCAAAAUAAAAAUGUUUGGCAUUGUCAUCCAUGUCUGUUCUAUAGCAUCUCUUGGUGUGUUAAAUUUUAAAAAGUGACCCCAGAAUAUUAAAACAAGCUAACAGGAAGAAACUGUUGAAGCUGGGAUGGAAGCCUAAAGGAAAAUAACAUUAUUUUCAGUAGUUGGGAAGAAUGAAAAUUAUUUGUUUACAUGGCUGCCAUUUAAAUGUCAGUAUUUUUAAACAGUCAUCAGGUAAGGGUCUUGAAUUACUGCAUUCUUGUACAGGGUAAUCCUUGAUCUAUUGGGGUUAAGUUUCAGCAGCUCUAAUGCUCGUUUGGAAUGUAGUAAUAGAAGGCUUCCCCAUUUUUCUUUUUCAGUGUCAAUCCUAAGCAGAGUUACUCCACUGAUUUCAAUGGGUUUAGACUAAAAAAACUCUGCUUAGAAUUCCGCUGUAGGUGUAUGAUUAGUGCACGUACAGAGCAGCUUCCUUCAUCAUUAUGCGUGAGCAUAAUGACAGAGCAGUUUGUUUAAACAUUUUGACAUUUGUUGUGGAAAAUUGUGAUCAACUUUUGUUUGUGUAUGUUAAGUCAAGCUGCGUAAGUGGAAUUGUGCCUACUUUUGGAUCUCCCUGCUAAAAGUGUUGCUGGGCUAUAGUGGUGGUCACUGUACAGUAUCCCCAGUGUUAAGGGAGGGCAGAAGUUUGACUGUCAAAUGAAUACUAUUUCAGUGUGUUAAAAAUAAUAUACUUUUCAGUAUUCAUUUCUUGUGUUUGUCACAGUUGCUGAAUGCUUGUGUCAUUUAUAUUUGAAAAGUAUUCUGUGAAAAUAAAAGAAAAACUUGCCAUAAAGACA
Molecule: messenger RNA, 7378 nt
Organism: Eublepharis macularius
Lineage: Eukaryota; Metazoa; Chordata; Lepidosauria; Squamata; Eublepharidae
Gene: WWC3
Product: WWC family member 3
Exons: 23
Coding region: 428-4021 (1197 amino acids)
Biological process (GO): cell migration; regulation of DNA-templated transcription; regulation of hippo signaling
Cellular component (GO): cytoplasm
Molecular function (GO): molecular adaptor activity; kinase binding
Source: RefSeq, a predicted model, not a curated record